Kwoniella botswanensis is the source of this 1371-nucleotide messenger RNA. RefSeq lists its product as uncharacterized. Bases 1 to 1371 code for a protein of 456 amino acids. The transcript has 7 exons. Gene Ontology annotation, cellular component: plasma membrane. The record is from RefSeq and is a predicted model, not a curated record. Lineage: Eukaryota; Fungi; Basidiomycota; Tremellomycetes; Tremellales; Cryptococcaceae.
AUGAAUAACCAGGGUCCACCUUUACUUCUACCACUUACGGCGGGGGAAGACGACCCGGCCGAUCAUCAGAAUGAAGUAAAGGGGAAGAAGAAGUGGUAUCACCCUUACAGUAUUCUAGGAUUUCUGUUGGAUAAUUGGUUUCUCAUCGGGAUAGGAGUAUCGAUAGUAUUAGCUUGGAGGUUCCCAAACGUAGCUGCAGAUGGAGGAGUUAUCCGCUCCGAGUACUCGAUCAAAUACGGUGCCAUCGCCCUUAUAUUCCUCAUCACUGGUCUAACCCUCUCUACCAAAUCUCUAUAUGUCCAAUUGCGUAAUUGGAAAUUACACCUGUUCACUCAAUUGUUCAGCUUCCUAUUUUUCCCCGCUGUCGUCUUUGCUAUUGUGAAUAUAGUCAAUGCCUCACAUGGGAAUAUAGAUAAAUAUGUGUUGGCUGGAUUGGUAGUUAUGGGAGUUAUGCCUACGACGGUUGCUUCGAAUAUCACUAUGACGAGAGCGGCUGGAGGUAGUACGGAGAGCGCAACAAUCGAAGUUUGUAUUGGAAACUUACUCGGUACAUUCAUCACGCCUUUACUAUGUUCUCUGUUCUUCUCUUCGGAUACUUGGUCUUUCGGUAAACCCAUUGCCAAGGAUGGAGGGGGAUCAACAGCGGAUGGGUUGAAGGAGAUUUACAGGCAGCUGGCGAAACAGAUAGGUCUGGCUAUAUUCGUUCCACUCUUCGUUGGACAGAUCAUCCAGAACAUAUUUCCAAAACAGACUAAAUGGGUAUCAACCAAAUUCAAAUUAGCCAAAAUAUCAACUUUUUUCCUCCUCUUACUCAUAUGGUCCGUAUUCUCUACUCAAUUCAGAGCCCAAGCAUUCGAAGCAGUAUCAACAUCAACUAUAAUAUUCCUUGUAUUUCUGAAUUUGGGAUUAUACGGAGUAUUCACUUUACUUUGCGUUUUCCUCACUCGAUUACCUUUCUCUCGCCCAUCUUCACCAUCGAACAUACAUGUCAAUACCGGAAUAUCCUCUAAGCGGAAUUUCUGGAGAAGGCUUGUGAAUAUACAAUCAUUCAGGUUCAACAAAAGAGAGUCUACUGCGAUAUGCUUUUGUGCAGUGGCCAAAGGGAUGGUAGUGGGUGCUCCCACGUUAAGUAUCUUGUACGGUGGAUUUCCAGAACAGCAGAAAGCUAUCUUAUCGAUUCCUCUGGUUUUAUAUCAAGGUCAACAAGUCGCUGUAGCUCAGAUAUUGGUGUAUUUCUUCAAGAAAUGGAACGAGAAGUCUGAUACAUAUUUCGAUGACGAUGCUCCUUCUUUAGAGGUGAAGGAUUCCCCUCGGAAUUCCAACACCCUUCAGGAGAACCGUAUAGCGGACGAACAGCAGGAGAAAGCAUGA